UUUGCAUUGCUGGAUCUCAUAAGGGAUCUUUUAUGUUUUCCAGUUGUCUUUGCUGGGUUUGCUUUUGGCUCCUUCUACAUUGCAGGGAAGCUGCAUUGCUUUGCACCUGGUGGUCGGGGCCAAUCCUGGCACCUCUGCGCCUUCUGGGGACCCCUCUUCAUUGCCAUGCUCAUUGCCUUGUCCCGUAUGUGUGAUUACAAACAUCACUGGCAAGAUGUGCUGGUUGGCUCUGGAAUAGGUUUCACCUUUGCGUAUCUCUGCUACAGACAGCAUUACCCUCCGCUGACGGACCCCAAAUGCCAUCAGCCUCUGCAGCAUGUAUCCAGGCUAUCUUCUCCAGAGAGGCAAAAGCUGACACUUUCUGGUUUCAACCUAGAUGUAUGAAGGACUCAGGGGUUUCUUUUCUGUGUAUUUGCAGACUCGAGUGGGGGGGGGGAAGAGAGCUUAAUCAUCCAUGUUCUGCUUUGCUCAAAGGCCAGGAGGUGGUAGGGGGAGAAGCAUCAUUGUCCAAAGUAUACCAGCCUGAUUGAAACUCAGGGCCUCUACCUCUUCCCCUUCAUCACGCAUAUGUGGCUGAGAGAGUGAAUAUUUUCCAGGACAGCAAAAUUGCAGAGUUUGGGAAGAUUUAUUUUUUUGUGGCCAACUCAUUCCUGGCAAUAUUGAACCAUUCCUCAUCUGAUCACAACAGAGCAACAAAAGGAGUCUCUAGUCCAUUCCCUCAUUGUAAUGCCAGGCAUUGCUCUUGAGUUUAAAUGCCUAUAAAUAGAUGCCACAUGAUCUCAGUGUGCAGUCUUGACCUAUGUAUUACAGGAGAGGUCUGAUGUCUUUUCCCAUGAUGCCCAGGGUACAUUCCUGUCCAUCCAAAGACAGAUGGGUACAAUUGUAAUAGUUUUCUCCCCAAAAUUCUGCCUUAAAAUAGUAGCACGGGGGUGGUGGUAAAGUAUUUCAGGAUUCAGUGAUUUUGUGCAACAACACACCAGUCCUUUCAAAACAGAGCAGUAGCUCAACCAUUCACCAAGGACAUUGACAUGCAUUGAAACAGGUAUAAAGAUAGAUGCCCUAAAUCCAGACCCAUGCAUUGGCCAUUUUUCUGCUACUCUUAAUUACAAAGGAAUCAGGAGUCUCCAACAUUUGCCACUGAGGUGUAAUAUUUAAGGAGUCAAAAUUAAAUCUAGGAGACUAAUUAUAUUAACUGCAUAUAUUUGUUCUGCCGGGUUCCCUCCUUGCUGUUCACUCAAGAUUUGUGCAGUUUUUCUAUAUUUAUGGCAGUAUUUUUAGUUUUGCAUCCUCUACCAUUGCACUGCUCUGCAAAAAGUUUGAUUCUCAGCAAUGCAAAUUGGUAUUGAUUUAAAAUAGUGUGAUGACUCAAAGUUCGCAAGACUACACACUUCCAUUUUUAGCCUUGCUCCUUUUAGGGGGAUUUUUAAUGAGUUAAACUAUGGCUUCACACCACUGCUGUUCCUAAACCACUAAAAAUUAAAGAUUUCCCUGUGACUUCAUGUCCAACUUUAGAGCACAGUGCUCAUCUUUUUCUUGAUGGAGGGAGCCACAGUGUUGUGGCCAGAAUGACUAGAUGCCAAGGCCCACAGAAUGCUGUUGCCUUCCCAUUGAAGUGGUAUCUAUUUAUCUACUUGCAUUUGCAUGCUUGUGAACUGUUAGGUUGGCAGAAGCUGGGCCAAGUAAUGGGAGCUGUUGCAUGGAGCUUAGGUCUUGAACCUGGAUUGUUAGCUCUCCAACUGACAAGCUCGGUGUGUUUAACUGCUGAGCUAUCAUGUCCCUUCCUAAACCACUACUCUAGCAAUAGUGGGCAAUAUUCAGCUAUCCCCAAAAGGGUUUAGGGGUUCUUACAGUCAAUAUAUUUUGCACUCCUGGUUAAAGAUAAAUAGGUAAGAACUUUCCUAAAAGGAAGCAUUUUUUAGAGUCUAUUUAAUUCCCAUCAAUACUCGCACCACAAUACAUUUUGUUGAUUGUGGUGGAAUUUCUGUGCAAUGGAUCAAUGUUUUAUAGCUCAUAACUAAUUUGUUACUUCUUGGUCCCUCAAUUAGUACUCAGCUUGCGGUUUUGUGCAUUUAUCCAACUAUAACAAACUCCCAUUUUCAAAGGUAUUUCCUUAGCUGGAGAAAGACCCAAAGUUCAACUUAUCCAUGUCAUUACCCAUGUGCUUUGUUUUUAAUCUUAGGGUCAUUGGAUGCUGCUGUUUUCAUGUGAAAUUGCUAUUCUAACAUCAGCAAUUAUGAUUAUUGAUUUUUUUUAUACUAUUCAUACUGUACAGCAGAUUACUAUUAAGACAGUCUAGGGUGAAACGUUUUUCUACCAUAGAUAGGUAUAACAAUUGCAAAGUUUAACAGAAUAACCAAACUUGUGCAGCAUAACAGCACUUGGGUAUUUUUUAAAGAUAUCUGUGGUUGCAUUGUGAGAUUAAUCCUAUACAUCCUUAAAUCUCAUUUGAACAACCAAUGAACAGCCAAUCUAUGGAUGAUGAUCUAACUACCAUAACAAGAUAAAACCACUUGGAUCACUAAGAUUACUGUAUAAGAAGUCAAUCCUAAUGAUUUAACAACUGUGCUUAUUAGAAUGACAGAUAAAGAGGCCUAACAGUCAGUCAGGGUUCUCCUUGCAAAGUUCAAUAAAUUCACCAAAGGCAGACAGCUGCUGGAAAAAAGUUAAAUAACUUUUUUUUAAAAAAGGUAAUAUUUUACAAAGUGCAUUAACUUCCAACUGUUUGAUUUUUCCUAUUGAUACUCCAAUUGAGAAAAUUUGGUCGUGUCAAAUGGCAUUCUGUUCAGCCACAAGUGUAGCAUGAGAGGCUGGAAAAUUCAGUGAUGCAAUAAUAGUGCAAACAUAACGAGAACAACUAAGUAUCCGGCACAGAAUUGGAAUACGCAAGGUGAACAGACGUGUAGCAAUAGCGUGAUCACAUCUUACUUAUAAACAGGCUGCUUGCUGCUCCCUUGGCCAAGACUUUCUUGAAAAGAGAAAUUUUGCAGAAUGUGAGAUAAGUGAAAAGCAAUUGACCACUUCAUGACC
This is a messenger RNA of Notechis scutatus (mainland tiger snake), 3027 nucleotides long. The record is from RefSeq and is a predicted model, not a curated record. Lineage: Eukaryota; Metazoa; Chordata; Lepidosauria; Squamata; Elapidae.